Molecule: messenger RNA, 288 nt
Organism: Brettanomyces nanus
Lineage: Eukaryota; Fungi; Ascomycota; Pichiomycetes; Pichiales; Pichiaceae
Exons: 2
Coding region: 1-288 (95 amino acids)
Source: RefSeq, a predicted model, not a curated record
AUGUCUGUGCCUGCUGAGCAGCUGAGGUUUGGGUCUGUGCCUGCUGAGCAGAUGACGUUUGAGUCUGGAGCUGUUGAGCAGCUGAGGUUUGGCUCUGAAGCUGUUGAGCAGAUGAGGUUUGAAUUUGGGUUUGAGGUUGUGUCUCCUGAGCAUGCUGUACCGGGGGCAUCCGUUGGACUCGCUCGACAGGGUCGACCCGAGCGUCCUGACGACCCUGAUGAGUCCAGGAAAACUCGCCAACUGACGAAGCAAGGAAACGCUGUUCCAUUAGUUCCGCACUAUUUGUAA